UCUCUGGUUAUGUUAACCUAACUUUUUGAGUUUACACGUUUUGCCGUUGUGAAAAAUAUUGAAUUUUUGUUAAGUGCUGAGUGUUUCCUUAUACAUCAUGGCAAUUGUGCAAACUAAAUCCGUAUCAAAGAAAAGUAAACUUGAUGGAAAGAUCGUGAGACCCUCGAAAACUAAAAAGGUGAAACCAGUUAAAGAGCAGAAGCAAAAAAUUAUCAUACAAAAACCUGAGAAAACCAAGCCCCAGAGAAAGUUGAAGAAUUUAAUAUCUCUGAAAACGUAUGAUCCAAAAAUCGAAGUGAUAUCAAGCAAAUACAAUGUGCCAAUAGAGUUAGUUGAAGCAAAUGUAAGGAACAUCGUCAAGUUGGUAGAUGAAAAUCCGAAGGUACAAAAUCCCCUAUUUGAUAAUAAAUUUUCAAUAUUUCUUCAAUUAAAUGUUAUCAAAGUACCCAAAUGUUAUCCAAAAUUGGUCAGAGUAGAACUGGAACAUUCUCUGUUAGAUCCUGAAGAUGAAGUCUGUUUUAUAGUGCCUGAUCUGAAACAGUUCAAAAAUAAAGAAUAUGAAAAGCAUAUCGAGUACUAUGAAGAUUUCUUCAAACAGAAAGGAGUUGAAAAUAUCAAGAAAAUCAUUACUCUUCAUCAAUUGAAAUCAGAAUAUGAAAACUUUGAAUUAAAAAGGGGAUUGGUAGAGUUGUAUGAUAUGUUUUUAGUAGAUGGUAGAAUAAGUGGUAGAGUCGUUCAUCAAUUGGGUAAAAUUUUCUACAAAAAAAGGAAAAUACCAACACCCAUUAAAAUGGAUUCUUUAAAACUGAAGAGCAAUAUAGAGGCUGCCAUGAAAAAAAGCACAUUCCAAAUUCAUGGUAAUGGUGAUAGUUUCAUGUUACAAAUUGGUCAUAGCAAAAUGUGCGAAAGGGAGUUGGUCGAAAAUGUUUUCACUGCUCUCCAAAAUAUAGACAAAGUGUUUCCUGGAGGUAUGAAAAAUAUGAGAUCCAUCAAUAUAUUUGCGAGAAGAGGAUCAUCAUUGCCCAUAUAUGUGUCUUUAGCUAACCCCAAUACAGUAAAAGUACCCAAACUUGCAGUGAAGAAACCAAAACUUUCAAAGGUUGUUGAAGGAGAACUCACCACCAAACUGAAUGUAAGAGUGAAAGUUAAACCCACAGGAGAAGUAAUUGUUAAAAAGCAAUAAAUAUAUUUAUAUGAUAAA
Coccinella septempunctata (seven-spotted ladybird) is the source of this 1201-nucleotide messenger RNA. Its product is annotated as ribosomal L1 domain-containing protein CG13096. Bases 98 to 1183 code for a protein of 361 amino acids. NCBI's taxonomy places the organism in Eukaryota, Metazoa, Arthropoda, Insecta, Coleoptera, Coccinellidae. The transcript has 2 exons. The record is from RefSeq and is a predicted model, not a curated record.